This is a messenger RNA of Tripterygium wilfordii, 1641 nucleotides long. Its product is annotated as acyl-CoA-binding domain-containing protein 3-like. The transcript has 4 exons. The record is from RefSeq and is a predicted model, not a curated record. Bases 209 to 1369 code for a protein of 386 amino acids. Gene Ontology annotation, molecular function: fatty-acyl-CoA binding. Lineage: Eukaryota; Viridiplantae; Streptophyta; Magnoliopsida; Celastrales; Celastraceae. Gene Ontology annotation, biological process: fatty acid metabolic process.
CGACGCGUCGUUUUCAAAUGGCUAGCUUUCGAGCUAAGAUUAGCCAGGUAUAUAGAUGAUAGAACCGACACCGAAACUGUAGCACCGGAAUAUACUUUGCUCUCCUCUGCUUUGCGAAAUCCUCUCCUGAUAGUCAGAAUAUCUCUCUCUUCGCUUGCUUAACAAGCACAUUCUUCGCUGCCUUCCCGUCUCUGUAAAACGAGAAGUCAUGCUGCUUUUUGUUGAAUCAGUAUUGAUUGUUGCCAUAACUGUUGUAUUCUUCAAAAUAAUUAUUUCAGUUAUAAAUGAUCAGCGUGAAAUCAAACCACAAUCGAAGAAAAGCAAGAGUGGUGUAGAAGUUACUCCAAAUUCCGUAGAUGAUGACGGUAUCGUUGAGUCUACGCAGGAUAAGUGUGCCUCGAACCAGUUCUCCAAUGGAAGUCGUGGAUCGCUAGAUAUAGACGAGGAUGAUGCGGUUUCUGGAGAAGCUGUUGCUGCUGAUUCAAGAGAUAAGUAUGUUCAAACUAGUUCUGAUGAGAGUUUUGGCGUGUGUGAAUGCAAAGAGACCUCGAUUAAUGAGAGUCCUGAACGUGUCAAUCUCAACGAAAUUGAAGUUGAUUCCGUUAAUGAUGAUGAAGUUCGUGUAGUUAAAUCGGAAGAGACUCAAGUUUCCGACGGUGAUGAGAUUGAUGGUUUUGUGAGGGAGAGGUUGCUUGACGAGAGUCAAUGCAAAGAGACGUAUAUUGCGGAGAGUCCCGCAAAUCUCAACCUCGACGAAAUUGAAGUUGAUUCGAUUAAUGACGACGGCGUUUGUGUAGAUAAAUCUGAAGAGAUUCAAGUUUGUGUAGAUGAUGAAGUUGGUGACUCACUGGGCCUUAUUUCUGGUGGAGGGGAAGACGAAAUUGGAGUAAUCAUGGAUAAUGUUGUUGUGAAGGAGACCUUGCUUGAUGAGGAAGAUGAUUGGGAGGGAAUUGAGAGAACAGAUCUGGAGAAGGUGUUUGGUGCUGCUGUGGUGUACCUUGCGUCAAGGAGUAAUGCUGAUCCAGUUUCGAGUCUUGGUAGUGAUGCGAAGAUGCGAUUCUAUGGGCUUCAUAAGGUUGCCACUGAAGGUCCCUGCCAUCUUCCCCAACCAAUGGUAUUUAAGGUCUCUGCUCGCGCAAAAUGGAACGCUUGGCAACAACUAGGCAACAUGAGUUCAGAGAUGGCUAUGGAGCAGUAUAUUGCCUUGCUUACGGAAAGCAUUCCUAGUUGGAUGCAAGAUGAUACUGGGGGAAAAAGUAAAUGGGGUUUUGCAGAUGCCAAAGCAUUUAGGCAGUUAGCUUCUAAUUUGGAGACAUCAACUGCAAGCCAUCCAGGACAGGAGUUCAGAAGAACUAAUGCCGUUUCUUAAAAGGUUUUGAUGACAAGGUUGGAUCCGGCCAUCCAGGGUCCAAACUCAUUGAACAGUUGUUUGGUUUUUUUUCUGUCCACGGCUGUAGCUAAUCCUUUAUGGUUGUUAGAAGAAAUUUAGCAGACAUAUUCUGGAUACUGACCAGUUCAUGUCUUGGAGAUAAUAGACAAAAUGAAUUCAUUUUCUUAAAGAUACCAUGCAUAAAACAUUUAAUUUUUUCCCUCAAAAUUGUCUAUAGAUUCAAAUGAACUUGUGAACUACCGCAUCGCUGA